Seriola aureovittata is the source of this 1670-nucleotide messenger RNA. Its product is annotated as GTPase IMAP family member 2-like. NCBI's taxonomy places the organism in Eukaryota, Metazoa, Chordata, Actinopteri, Carangiformes, Carangidae. Gene Ontology annotation, molecular function: GTP binding. The annotation marks the transcript as partial. The record is from RefSeq and is a predicted model, not a curated record. The transcript has a single exon.
UCACCUGUGUUGUUUUCAGGGUGUAGCUCUGACCUGAGGGUGGUGCUGGUGGGUCAGGAGAGAGUGGGGAAGAGCUCAGCAGGAAACACCAUCCUGGGAAAGAAGGAGUUCGACUGUAAGUUCAGUUCCUCACCUCUGACGCUGAGCUGUCAGAAGAGAGAAGGUGAUGUUCAGGGUCGCAGAGUUUCUGUGGUCGACACCCCCGGACUCUUCAGCUCUCAGCUGUCUGAGGAGCAGGUGAAGACACAGCUGGAAGAAGCACUAAAGCUGAGCUCUCCAGGUCCUCACGUCUUCCUCCUCACCAUCCAGCUCGGAAGAUUCACUGAACAGGAACAGAAAGGUCUGAAGACUCUGGAGAAGAUGCUGAGUCCUAAUGUCUCUGAACACACUAUGGUGUUGUUUACCUAUGGAGACCUACUGGAAGAUGUUGACAAGGAUCAGUUCAUCAGAGAAGACAAGAACCUGCAAGAGCUGCUGAAGAACUGCAGCGGCCAGUACCAGGUGUUCAACAACAAAAAGAUGGAGGACAGGGAUCAGGUCAAAGAGCUGUUUGACAAAAUAGAUUCAGUCUCUGAGGGAGGACGAUUGAUUUAUGAGACAAGACCUUGGUUAUUGAAUCUAAUCAUCAGAGCUGGAAGGAUGGUUUAUCACAGUCACUGGUGGUUAUUUAACACCAUCUGUAACUUAUUCGGAUGGUUACUGAGACACAUGAUGUAAUGUACAUCAAUGUACAGAGGUCAAUAUUUUUUCUCUUCUGUCGAAGUCAGAUCAUGUCAACCUGAACAGACCCCCCACCAUUUUUAAUUCACCACUCUUACAAAUGUGAUCAGUUCAUUAUCACAUUAAUAUAUAUAAAGGCUGGGGACAUAUUGAAGGGCUAUUGCUCUAACCUGAAAAAUACGCAACCUGCCAAAUGUAAGGGCCUAACAGCCAUCACCAUGUACCUGAAUGAUAUAAAGUAUGCUCAUUUAACUAAUCACAAAUCAGUUUUUAAUGUAUCAAUUGUUUUAAACUUGAAGAGAUUAAUAAAAAUCUAAAUAUUGCACACAGCCAGUCAAGUUCUUCUAACCUAGAGUUCAGAUGAUGGAGCCGUCUCUGAAAGAAACUUCCUACUAUAAUUCUGUCCAUAAUGUACCUUUAGAAUAACACUGUGCACAGUAUCUUCCUCUUCAGUAACCACUGUUCCUGUCAUGGCCGCUCUACAGUAACUCACUCUGUAUCACCAGCCUCAUGUACCUGUGUGAUGUGUCUCCUGAUGCUCAGCAUCUCUCACUGUCUCUUAGCUUGUUGAAGACAACUGGACUCGCUUGAGGUUCUUUAAGAAGUUUCACCUCUCAUCCGAAAGGUUUCUUCAGUCCAAAUGUCUUCGUAAAGAGAUACAUGAUUACAGAGUCACCACUUCGUAGUAUUUUGUGUAAGUAAACUUAUUAUUGAACAAUACAAGGCAGGCUUAAAUGAAUGGAAUGAGUGACUCAGUAUCACAGUCAGUUGAAAAAUGUAAUCAUGUGCUUGUUGGCAGCUUUGAAUUGAACUGAAUCAACCAAUCCUUUAAGCUAUUGCGUUGUUUUAUAUUUCCAGACACCAUCCAGUGUCUGUGACGGUUCGAUGGAACAUCCUGGUUUUCAUGUGUGAGACAGAGUCUCUACAGGUUGAUGGGGUUGGGAAACAUC